AUGUACAGGUACAUACAUUCACAUAGGGACAAACACGGAUCCAGUCGACUGCAGCCUUACACACCGAAUGACAGUCUGAAUAAUGCGUUAGGUACCAUCAGAGUCCUUGGAUUGGAACUGAUUGAGGAUGAACUAAAACCACAUCUGAACACAGUGCUGACUGACAUUAAGGAGAGGAAGAAAGGCGCUGCUGAGCAGGUCGUAAUCAGUGGGAUCCUGCCCAUCCUGGCCCUGUCUCUGAGGAGCAGAGGUCCUCUCACUCUGCUCACCGCGAAACUUGUGGCUGAACUCGCCAAGGAAUCUGUGGUUCGUAAAGGUUUCGGUGAUGCAGGCUUGGUUACAGCUCUUUUGUCAGUGCUGACCAGUACAGACCAAGAACUACUGCUUCACAUUACAAGAGCCAUCUCACGAAUGUCUUAUGACAGCUCUAAGCAGCAAGAACUGUUACUACAUCGAGGUGCAGUGCCACGUCUUGUUGCGAUCCUUCUCCGUUAUCCGGAUAAGGAGGCCCUGGAGGACGUGUGCCUUCAGACCCUGUGUAACCUCAGUGGUAUGGGAGUGGCAGAAGAGGUGGGGAUUAUCUGGGAGAGGGGUGCAUCUGUGAGGCCAGGGGAGUCUGUGUUCCAUGGUGUCUGUCCUCAUACCUGUGGUUUUACCUCAUCUGUGACUCUGAUGCAUGUGUGUCAAUGGGCACCAGGUCAAUACACGGUCAACAUUGAGGUUUUCCAGCGCUGCUGCUCCUCCUUCUGGAACCUUCACAGGACCAAACAGACUGCUUGUUGGUUCCCAUUCUCUAGUUUGGGAAGUUGUUUAAAUCUAUACAAGGUGAUCAAGUUCUCUACAAAGAAUAUUCCUCGAACACAAAGUCUGAAGAGCCAUGUGUUUCACACUUUCCUCUGACCGCUAAAAAGCUG
Messenger RNA from Monopterus albus (swamp eel), 914 nucleotides. RefSeq names its product rap1 GTPase-GDP dissociation stimulator 1. The transcript is spliced from 5 exons. Bases 1 to 900 code for a protein of 299 amino acids. Gene Ontology annotation, molecular function: guanyl-nucleotide exchange factor activity; protein binding. NCBI's taxonomy places the organism in Eukaryota, Metazoa, Chordata, Actinopteri, Synbranchiformes, Synbranchidae. Gene Ontology annotation, biological process: positive regulation of GTPase activity. The record is from RefSeq and is a predicted model, not a curated record.